AUGGACAAACUACCCGUCGAGCUGAUCCGCCUCAUCUAUGACCACUGCGAUGUUCCCUCCGUGAGGGCACUGCGCCUGGUGUCGCCCACCUUCGCCGACGUAGGCUACGACUAUCUUGUUGAUCUGCACUUUACCGCAUGCGAAUGGCGAGACGACGUCGACCGCCUGCGCUGCAUUGCCAAUCAUCCCCGUCUGCGUCACAGCAUCCGCUCCAUCACCUUUGCCGUCUCAAAAGACGAUCCAUCCGAUGCCCUACGUGCCCGGCUAGCCAGCCAGCCUUCGAGUCCUCAACAACUUCGCCGCUCCUCAGACGAACAGCUCGCUGCGAGGUUCCGACAGGGCGCCAACCUCUCCGAUGACCAUCAUUCCUCCGACGCCGAGACCGACGAAGAUGACGAGCCCUGGCCUUCUAUCCGCUUGACCCCGUUCCACACGAAAACCGCCGCCCUCAAGUCCGCCCUCGCCAAGCUCCCCAACCUCCGCCAUGUCGCCAUCACCCUGAGCUCCGCCCCGCACGAGCCGAUCCUCUUCCGCAAGCUGGGCUGCGCCGGCGCCCGCCCGUUCUGCCGGCGGCCACGGGACCAGAUCCGCGCCUCGCUUAGCGCCGUGGCAGCCGCCCUCUGCUCCGUCUCCCAGUCGUUAACCUCCCUCUCGAUCAACCCCCUCCCCCUCGAAAUCCUCCGUCACCAGGAAGAACGCAAGGCAUGGCUCGAUCUCGCCGAGUCAAAAACCGUCUCCUCUCUGACCAGACUUGCCCUCGUAAUCGACCACGCACCCACACAGCUCCCUCCCCGCGGCCGUCUCUGCGCCGUCGCCUCCCUAGGCCACCUCAUUCAGCGUUGUGGUUCCUCCGGAACCCUGACUCAUCUCACCCUCGCCUUCCGCGCCGCGGACGCCCCCCGCGCAAAGUUCAACCUCGACUUUAGCGAACUCUUCCCCCUUUCCUCCCCCACAACGGCAGACUCUACCAGCAGCGCGUUCUCCUUCCCGUCCCUCACAUCCCUGCAUAUCGAAGGCGCAUCCUGCUCCGAGCCCGACCUGCGGUCCUUCCUCCUGCGUCACGCGCCCACCCUGGAAAAGGUGCGUCUUGGAGGGAGAGGGUGUGUGCGGUCCCCUGCGGAGAGGAGUGUCGGAGGCGUGCACCUGCAUGAGGGAACAUUUAGGGGGCUGUUUUCUGCCCUGCAAGGAAGGUUGCCUAGACUUAGGAGGUUUACGAUGGAAGGGGAUAUGGAGGCAGGACGUUUGUUGAGGGCGGGGGCGGGGGCGAGAGAGGUGUUUUACUUCUCCCCGGGGGCGAAUAAUGAGAGCGAGGAUGAGGAGGAAGAGGGGAUUCCGGCAUCAGGCGAGGGAUUGGGUAGCACGAUUAGCUCGACGAGUAGCUCGAGGAGGCAGAGUGCUUCGUCUACUGCGUCGGGCACAUCCUCUGCUUCUACGGGGACGAGUGAAGCGUCGUCGACGUCUUCGGCGAUUGCGUCGGUGGCAUCCUCGUCGGGACUGACUUCCCGCCCUGCGUCGCCUUGCAUUGAGGCGGUUGAUUCGAGUGUUGUCGAGAGGUUCUUGAUUCAUGGAGGGGAGUACCCGCUUGUUGCUAAUCGACCGGCGGCGGUGCCCCCUCAGGCUGGUGCCAUGUGA
Messenger RNA from Thermochaetoides thermophila DSM 1495, 1632 nucleotides. RefSeq lists its product as uncharacterized. The record is from RefSeq and is a predicted model, not a curated record. The transcript has a single exon. The coding region runs from base 1 to 1632 and encodes 543 amino acids. Lineage: Eukaryota; Fungi; Ascomycota; Sordariomycetes; Sordariales; Chaetomiaceae.